ACCUCCCAUUAAAACCUUUCUAACCUUCUUACCACAGACGAUAAGCAUCCAGGGAAAUGGGCGGUUCAGACUCAAUCAAGUCAACUUCCCCAGACCGGAAAAAGGGAAUGACUCUGGGACAUCCAGAAGAAUUCAAAGCCAAGGAGAUUCGGUUGAAGAAGAGAUCCGACCGUGACCAUACGACCAGCUCGUCAAGUGGAUCGUCUUCUGGUGGAGGCGGCAAUACAACCCCGGUGACUGCCACCCACUCUCAGUCCGGUCUCUCUCCACUAGGAAAGCAGGAGGACUUCCAUUGCCGGCCCAUGAGGUUGGGGAGUCGUCGUAGCAGUGGGAUCGUCACGGGCGGUGUUUCCGCGUCCUCGUCUCCCAGCAAGAGUGGCAAUGUUUCAAGAACUGGGUCAAGAAACGUUUCCAGAAGGGCUAGUAGUAUCCAGACCGUGGUCAGUCCAACCGAGGACCAGUACGUGCAUCACCGUGUAGCUGGGGUGACGGUAGAUGGUACCGAUCUGGGGAGAUUGUACCGUACGGAAUCGAGCGGUUCGAAAUCCGAAUGGAGAAGCAUAUCCCGUGAAGACUUGCUGAGAGUGGAGGAAUCGGGCCCCACAAGACUAGUCCAACAGAGACUUGAACAGGCUAGUAUAGCAAGUGAUGAAGGGCCUCUUGGCCCUGAGACUGAGACUGAGACUGAGACUGGUGGAGCUGGCCCAGUUGGCCCAGAUGUAGUCUCCAUAUCAUCUAGAGAUGGCUCAUCAUCACUAGACUCGGUCAGCAUUGCCACAGAGCGACUGGUCAUAGUUGGUGGUGCCCCCACUGGGACAACAACGACUGCACCUGUGCCACCGUCUCUCAAAUCAUUCACCCUGAUCUCAGAACCAAUAUUUGCCAUCUGUCUUGUCAACUUCCACCAUCAUCGUGGACCCGAGGUACAGUACUGGAAAUCACCAUACUUCCCGGAAUACUCCCCAGACCUCUUUAGAAACCUCCCCUUCCAGGCAUUGCCCGACGGGUCGCAUCUCUUUGAAGAAACAUUCUCCAACUUCAACCUCGUGUACGACUACGCCAACGGCGAGUCCUUGGAUGACGGCGACGACUACAACACUUAUUCCUCGCAGGUGAAGAACAUGCGCACCCUCAAGACCUUGUUUGGGUGUUCGUGCGUGCAGCAGGUCAAGACGAGCGAUCUCUCGCAGGCCGAACGGGACCGCAAUGUGGACAUCACAAGGUCCAUUGUGCAAAAGGCCGUCGUGGUGAUCAGCAGAGACCAGCCCAUCUUCAGUAAAAUCAAGGAAAAAUUGUCCAUCAUCACGGGAUGUUAUUUCCAACAGGGCGAUUUCCUGAACUUUGAGAUCUUGGAUAGCUUGUUUGAAAGUUUGAACAACGAUCUGUAUGGAGAUGUUUCACGGUCAUUGAACGUAGAUGACGAGCUUUUCAUCAAUCUCCCAUUACGUCAAUCCAUCUUACAGUUCACAUCCAAGUUUCUUGUCAUUUACAAGGCGCUUCUUCUUGAGAAAAAGCUUCUUAUCUACUCCAAUACCAACCUAGAACUUCUCACACAAUUCCAGAACAAUCUUAUAUCACUUGUACCGAACCUCAUCAGUCAAUUGGGACUUUCUGGGUGUCCGCUUCUAGACUAUACAGAACUCUAUGGCCCACUCCAACGGCCAGAUUCUCUCAAUACCACAAAUCGGAAUUCUUUACUUCGAUUUUUCGGUCUCCCAUUGCAGAUUUUCACCACCAAGGGUUCAUUUUGGAACCCAUACCUCCCACUUCAACAACUCAACGAAUUGAGUGCGCAGGAGACCCGUAGUUAUAUGAUUGGAUGUUCAAACUUACUCUUUGUCAACCAGCUGGAAAAGUUAGGGGUGGAUAUCUUGGUCAACUUGGAUACCAAUGAAAUCACAUAUCCACAACAGAAGAAGCCAGAAGACCUCACUCUUUCACUGAAUGAUAAAAAGUUCAUUAACCAUUUGGUGAAGACAUGUAGCAAUACCAAUGAUCCAGACGCAUAUGUGGGCUCGGAUGAUUAUAUCCGUCACCAAUUUGAAGACUAUCUCUUGUCACUUCUUUCCACCACAAGAUAUUCGCAAUAUGUUGAUAAAUUCGGUCAAGACCCGCCUGGAUUCAAUACUGGCGACCAGCAACAACCACCACAAUCAGACAAUGCCUCUGAUGAUUCUGUAGAAACAAACAACGUUCAAAAUGGUAAUUUGAGUCUUUUCAAUAAGAAAUUCGUGGAAACUUGGACUACCUCGACUGCCAAUUUCAAGAUUUGGAAUUCAAUGGCUGAUGAAUUUAUGUUCAAUUUCUUAGACCCUAAACAUAUAGGUGUUGGGUUGGAUACCAAUGAGCCAUAUUUCAGUAGUUUCUUCAGUGCAUUGAAGGGGAGAAUCGUAGAACAAUCACCUCCACAACCAACCAUACAUAAGUAUGUUGAAGAGGACAAGAAGAUAGAAGAACCGGAAGAAGGAGAGGACGAUGGUAAAGACGAAGAGAAUAAAGACAUAGAGGAAGAUAAGAAUGAAGAAUCAAAUCCAAAACAAAUACAAACUGGAGCUGAAAAUCCAUUGGCGAAGAAGAUCUCUUCAUGGUGGUAUAAGAAGAAAUAGCAUAUAUAUAAUAGAGACAUGAGAAUACAAAUAAUA
Molecule: messenger RNA, 2642 nt
Organism: [Candida] anglica
Lineage: Eukaryota; Fungi; Ascomycota; Pichiomycetes; Serinales; Debaryomycetaceae
Source: the annotation of a GenBank genome assembly